GGGGUUUUAGUUGAAGUUUCACUGCUCACGGGUUCUUGAGGCGCCAUGUAGGUGGUGGGAGAAUGGCGCUUCUAUUUGCGCUCAAUGGGCGAAAGAUCGAGCUCAGCGAUGUCGAUCCCAGCAUGACGCUGCUGGAAUUUCUAAGAUGCCACACCGAUCUCAAGGGCACCAAGCUCGGCUGUGGAGAAGGGGGGUGUGGAGCUUGCGUGGUGGUGGCUUCCCGCUACGAUGCCUCCACAGACAGCGUGGAGGAAGUUAGCAUAAACUCUUGCCUGGCUUUGCUGGGCUCUCUUCAUCUCCGCGCCGUGACGACGAUCGAGGGCCUGGGAAGCUCCAAAACUCGGCUCCACGCUGUCCAGCGAAGGUUUCUGGGAUUUCACGCGUCCCAGUGUGGGUUUUGCACGCCUGGUAUGUGCAUGUCGCUCUAUGGAGGCCUCAAGAACCAGCAAAGAAGGGUCUCUGUGGAUGGUGGAAAGUAUGAAAGUGGUGCUCUAGAGCAGUCGAUCCAGGGGAGUUUAUGCCGCUGCACGGGAUACAGGCCCAUAGUUGACGUGUGCAAGAGCUUUGGAAGCAGUGUAGACGUUGAAGAUCUCGGCCUGAACAUCUUCUGGAAGGACAGGAAGGAUGGUCGAAUGGAGCUUUUGCCGUGCUAUGAUCCGGGUGACGAUCCAAAGUUCCCAGAGUUUCUCAAGCAGGAGAUCAUUCAAAGGCAAUCCGCUAACGUUGUCCAAGAUUCUAAUGGCACUUCUGCUAUGAUCGAGCACGAGAAGUGGAUUUGCGCUACGAGCUUUGGACAUGCUUUUGGACUGCUCAAACACUUCCAAACGCGUUCCAAGACGAGCAAGGAGGUGAAGAUCGUGGUGGGAAACACCAGCGCUGGAGUGUACAGGGACUGGGAUCAUAGCGUCUUCAUCGAUAUCAGCAGGAUUCCGGAGCUCCAUGUCGUAGAAGCAAGGAGCGACGGCAUUGAGUUCGGUGCUGCAGUGAGCAUCGCAAAGCUCAUCGACUUUCUCGACGAAAACUUUAAGAAAGCUGGCAGUGCUAUUGCGAAACACUUGAGAAAGGUUGCUUCUCCACACGUUAGAAACGCGGGGAGUGUUGGUGGCAACUUGAUCAUGGCUCAGAAAUUUGGCUUCGAUUCGGACAUCGCGACGGUGUUUCUGGGAUUCGGUGCUACGUUGAAGCUGCUGGUUUCUCCGGAUAAGCAAGUCAUCCAGAGCAUGGAAGAGUUUUUAGAAGGUGGUGGCGGAGUGGAUGAUUAUCCAAGCUCGUUGCUGACAAUGAUCUUCUUACCACUAAGAUCACAUGAAGCGGCCGAGUUUAAGACGUACCGAGCAUCACCGAGACCUCUGGGAAAUGCAGUAGCGUAUGCAAACGCUGCGUUUGUCGUUCGCUUCUCUAAGCUUUCGUCGGGCUCUUCUGUCUACAAAGUUGAGAGUUCGAGGCUUGCAUUCGGGGCCAUUGGUGACAAGCACGCUAUUCGUGCUAUCCAAGUCGAAGAGUUUCUGAAAGGGAAGAUUAUCACGGCGGAAGUGCUGUUGGAAGCAAUCCAGAUGCUCAAGUCGCUGCUGACUCUAGAAACAAACUCAAGGAGGAAAUCGGCCUACCGAGCGGCUCUUGCUGUGAGUUUCUUCUUCAAGUUCUUCAAACGAAAACUUGGACAAGGUGGCCACCACAAACAAUCGAUCGCUCGAGAUGGUUCUGUUUGCCAGCAAAGCUUGAUUCGAGGCUGCCAGGAACUUCAUCAGCGAGACAAGAGACGCGCGCUUGGCCAGCCUUCCGAGAAAACCAUGGGAAACUUGCAAGUAUCAGGGGAAGCUGUUUACAUUGAUGACAUUGCUUCUCCGAGCAACACUCUCCACGCAGCAUUUGUUUGCAGCCAGAAAGCUUACGCGAAGAUCAAAGAUAUCAGCGUGGCUGCCGCAAUGGCGUCUCCCGGUGCCGUCUCGUUCAUGAGCGUCAAAGACAUACCAUCAGGUGGAGAAAACGUUGGAAUCAAGUCGGACCUCGCCAAUGAGAUACUCUUUGCCGAGGAGAUUGUUGAGUGCGUGGGACAGGCAAUAGGAAUCAUGAUUGCCGACACGCCUGCGAAUGCGAGAAGAGCUGCAAAACGAGUCCAAGUGACUUACGACACUGAAUCUGUGGGAGAGCCGCCAAUUCUCACAAUCGAAGACGCUGUGGCGAGAGGAUCCUUCUUCCAAAUCCCAGCGUGGUUCGAAAGCACACUGCAAAAGCAGCACGGUGACAUAUCCGAGGGCCUCGCAAGGGCCGAUCAUAUCAUCAAAGACGCGGAGGUGAGGAUGUCCAGCCAGUACUACUUUUACAUGGAAACCAACACAGCCUUGGUCGUCCCAGAGGAAGACAAUUGCCUGACAGUGUUCAGCGCUUGCCAAGCUCCGGAGCACGUCCAAGCGAGCGUCGCAGCCUGCGUUGGAAUUCCCAUGCACAACGUAAGAGUCAUCACCAAAAGAGUUGGAGGAGCUUUCGGGGGCAAAGCUUCAAAAGCUUGUCUGGUGGCCGCUGCCUGUGCUCUCGCGGCGUUUAAUCUCCAGCGCCCCGUUCGUCUGUGCCUGGAUCGAAGAACCGAUAUGGUGAUGAUGGGAGGGCGAGAGCCUUGCAAGGCCGUUUACACAGCCGGCUUCACUUCCGACGGGAGUGUCACAGCUCUCCAAGCAAAGCUCUUCAUCCAAGCCGGCUGGUCCAUGGACAUGUCGUGGCUCUUCACGGGAAACAUGCUCCACGCGCUCAAGAAGUUCAACUGGGGAGUUCUCGACGCCGAGUUCGUCAUCUGCAAGACCAACAUUCCCAGCCGGAGCGCCAUGCGAGCGCCCGGAGAUGGCCAGGGAUCGUUCGUCGCGGACACCAUCAUCCAGCACGUCGCCACCGAGCUCGGCCUCGACUUCCACAUCGUCAUGGAACGAAACCUUCACUCCCUCCACACGGCGGAGGCCUUCUACGGGCGGGACUUCAUAGGUGGCGGCGAAGGAUUCACGCUCCCGACGGUGCUCCGCAGGCUGAAAGAUCGAGCAAGCUUCGAGAGCCGGCUGGAGCUCACGAAAGGAUUCAACUCCGCCAACUUGUGGAAGAAACGGGGGCUGGAUCUCGUCCAGGGAACUUACUUGGUGUUCCUGGUCCCCAAGCCGGCGAGAGCGAGCGUGUUCCUGGAUGGAUCCGUGGUGGUGGAGGUGGGGGGAGUGGAGCUCGGCCAGGGACUGUGGACGAAAGUCCAGCAGGCAGCGGCAUUUGCACUGAGCGAGCUGUUCGGCGACAAAGAACAGGGAGUUCCAGUCUCCAAGAUCCGUGUCGUGCAAACGGACUCUAUCAGUAUGCCCAACGGGAGCUGGACUGCCGGGAGCACUGCGUCCGAGUCGAGCUGCGAGGCCGCGAGGAUGUGUUGCGAGGCGCUGGUGGAGAGACUAAAACCCGUGAAGGCGAGCUUGCAAGGGAGUGAAGGAGUUUCCUGGGAAUCCAUCGUGGCAGCUGCAAAGAUGGCGAAUGUAGAUCUGUCAGCGCAAGAGCUGUAUGUUGCUGCCCCGGAGGCUGCGGCCUAUGUUACGUUUGGAGCUGCUGCGAGCGAGGUGGAAGUCGAUGUUCUAACGGGAGAGGUGGAGAUCUUGAGGACGGAUAUGGUGUACGACUGCGGCAAGAGCAUGAAUCCAGCAGUAGACAUCGGACAAAUCGAAGGAGCUUUCGCGCAAGGCCUCGGGUAUUUUGUGAGCGAGGAGUGUGUCAUGGACGAGCAAGGCCGGCUCUUGACGGAUGGAACUUGGACGUACAAGCCCCCGACCGCGGAUAAUCUCCCCAAGAUCCUCAACAUCGAGCUCCUCAACAGUCCCGUCCACGAGAAGAGGAUACUCUCCUCCAAGACGGCGGGAGAGCCACCGUUUCUUCUGGCGGGAUCCGUUCACGCGGCGAUCCGGCACGCGGUUAUGUCCGCCCGGAUGGACGCUGGAAAGAAGGAGUUCUUCCAAAUGGAUGCCCCCGCGAGCAUCGAUCGGGUGAGAGCUUGGUGUGGCCUGGUCAACGUCGAGGACUACUUGGUUGCAAGACCAUCGACUGCCCAGUAGCUGCACUGCGAUGAUCUUUCUUUAGGCACGGAAAGUCGAGGAGUCUAGAGCUUGCUUUGAUGCUAUGCCGGCUAGUGACGUAGUUACGUGGAACGCUACGUUUUGCAGCUUAUGCCCAAAAAGGGGCAUCUUCUAAAGGUGGUAGAGGUGUUGGAAACAGUGCCGGUAUGGAGCUCGACUGGCUGAAAUUUUCUUCUCGCCGCUUGCACGCAAGAAUCGGAGUUUGAUCAACCGCACGAAUUACUACUCCAAGCUGUGGACCUUGUAGCCUGGGAUUCCAUGGUUGCUGUGAAUGCCUUUGUGGGGCAUCUGGAAGCGAGGUGUGCGAUUCCUCGAAAUAUAUCCAUUAUAUUUAUGAC
Messenger RNA from Selaginella moellendorffii, 4426 nucleotides. RefSeq names its product probable aldehyde oxidase 3. Gene Ontology annotation, molecular function: oxidoreductase activity; iron ion binding; FAD binding. NCBI's taxonomy places the organism in Eukaryota, Viridiplantae, Streptophyta, Lycopodiopsida, Selaginellales, Selaginellaceae. The transcript has 10 exons. Bases 63 to 4067 code for a protein of 1334 amino acids. The record is from RefSeq and is a predicted model, not a curated record.